CUUCACAUUAACAAACUCUCAAACUUCCUCAUCUUUUUUUUUUUAUUACAUAAACAAUUUUUGUUUUUGUUGUUGUCAUGACGCCGACAGUUAAAACGGCAGCCGUCAAAACCAACGACGGUAACGGAGUCCGUUACAGAGGAGUGAGGAAGAGACCAUGGGGACGUUACGCAGCCGAGAUCAGAGAUCCUUUCAAGAAGUCACGAGUCUGGCUCGGUACUUUCGACACUCCUGAAGCAGCGGCUCGUGCCUACGACAAACGUGCUAUUGAGUUUCGUGGAGCUAAAGCCAAAACCAAUUUCCCUUAUUACAACAACAACCAGUGCUUGAGUUUGAGCCAGAGCCUGAGCCAGAGCAGCACCGUGGAAUCGUCGGUUCCUGCUCUCAACCUCGGAUCUGACUCUGUUAGUUCGAGAUUCCCUUUUCCUAAGAUUCAGGUUAAGGCUGGGAUGAUGGUGGUUGAUGAAAGGAGUGAAUCGGAAUCGUCGUCGGUGGUGAUGGAUCUUAGCUAUGAAGGACGACGUGUGGUUUUGGACUUGGAUCUUAAUUUUCCUCCUCCACCUGAGAACUAAGGAUUUAAUUAUGAUUAUUAGAUAUAAUUAAAUGUUUCUCAAUUGA
This is a messenger RNA of Arabidopsis arenosa, 618 nucleotides long. The record is from the annotation of a GenBank genome assembly. Lineage: Eukaryota; Viridiplantae; Streptophyta; Magnoliopsida; Brassicales; Brassicaceae.